Messenger RNA from Peromyscus maniculatus bairdii (prairie deer mouse), 2501 nucleotides. Lineage: Eukaryota; Metazoa; Chordata; Mammalia; Rodentia; Cricetidae. The record is from RefSeq and is a predicted model, not a curated record.
AAGUAAGCGCGCCUUCCUCGGUUGCCAGUCUGGGCGAUGGUGGCCAUAUUAAGUUUGGGCGAGGACUUCGUUUCUGGGCUGCGUUUCCGCCGCCCGCUUCCUGCUGAGGGCAGUCUGCUAAACUCCGAGGGGUCAGGACGAGAGAGGAGAGUGAGCUGAAGAGUUCAGCGCUCGCCGUGGGGAUUGAGCUUAAAGCCACAAUUUGAACGAAUGAUUCCGACAAUUCCCGCGGAAGCCUUGGAAUCCCAAUUGACAGGGACAACAGGAUCUUUGAAGGGUACUACCUAAUCUGAGGUGCCCUCCUUCUCCAGUCACAUUUGCUAACAGUAUGGCCUUUUUGAACUUGGCUGCUGGAAGGCGAUUAGCCAUCUGUCUGCCCAGCAGCUCCCCCCAUUCCCGUGCUACUGUUGGUCCUCAGCAGAAAGCAUCCCUAUCUGGCUGUGAGGAAGUGCCCUGGCUGGGAGGGAGGAGGAUCAGGUACAUGAAGUUUAAAGCCCCACAUGGCUGGCAAGAAAUCAUCAGGCAAGUCGGACGGCACACCUUUCAUUUCAGCACCCGGGAGGCAGAGACAGGAGGAUCUCUGUCAGCUUGAGGCCAGCCUGGUCCACAGAGGGAGUUCCAGGACAGCCAAGGCUACACAGAGAAACCCUGUCUCGAAAAACCAAAAAAAGAAGAAAAGGAAAAAGAAAUCAUCCGGCGGGCAACCACUGCUGUUUCUGGGGCUGUUGGUCACGGUAGCUGCCAUCCACCUUGUGGCCUGUCCCUAUACCAAGGUAGAGGAAAGCUUCAACCUACAGGCUACACAUGACCUACUGUACCACCAGCUGGACAUAGACAAGUACGACCACCACGAGUUUCCUGGAGUCGUUCCCAGGACAUUCCUUGGGCCACUGCUGAUCGCAGUGUUCUCCAGUCCUGUGGUUUAUGUGCUUUCGCUGUUGGAAGUAUCCAAGUUUUAUUCUCAGUUGACAGGUAAGGGCCUCACGUGGAUGAGAACUGUGGCAGCAUCACAUGAUCCCAGGUGGGGCGGGCUCUUUGUCUGGCUCUCAGCCUUCGCCAUUAUUGGCUUCAGGGCUGAGCUGUGCAUGCUGCUGGGCCUUAUGCUGCUGCUGACCUUGUACCAAAGAAGAUUGUCUGUAGCCAGAUUGUUCCAGCACGCCAUCCCAGCAGGGAUUCUCUGUCUGGGACUGACGGUUGCUGUGGACUCCUAUUUCUGGAGAUACCUUGUAUGGCCAGAAGGAGAGGUGCUUUGGUACAACACUGUCCUGAACAAAAGUUCCAACUGGGGCACCUCCCCGCUCCUCUGGUAUUUCUACUCUGCCCUGCCCCGAGGCCUGGGCUGCAGCCUUCUCUUCAUCCCCCUGGGUGCAGUGGACAGGAGGACCCAUGCACUGGCCCUGCCAAGCCUGGGAUUUGUGGCUUUGUAUUCGCUCCUGCCGCAUAAGGAACUGCGGUUCAUCAUCUAUACCUUCCCUGCGCUCAACAUCAUGGCUGCCAGAGGCUGCACCUAUGUCCUGAAUAAUUAUAAAAAGCCUUGGCUGUACAAGAUGGGAACUCUGCUUGUGAUAGGACACAUCCUGGUAAAUGUGGCAUAUACGGCCACAUCCCUCUACGUAUCCCAUUUCAACUAUCCUGGUGGUGUCGCAAUGCAGCGGCUACAUGAGCUGGUGCCACCCCAGACAGAUGUUCUUCUGCACAUUGAUGUGGCUGCUGCCCAGACAGGAGUGUCACGGUUUCUACAGGUCAACGAUGACUGGAGGUAUGACAAGAGGGAAGAUGUCCAGCCUGGAGCAGCGGGCAUGCUGGACUACACGCACAUCCUCAUGGAGGCAGCACCCAGGCACCUGGCCCUCUACAGCGACACACACCGUGUCCUGGCCAGUAUUGAGGGCACUACGGGUGUGAGUCUGACUCUGACCAAGCUGCCACCCUUUGAUGUCAACCUGCAGACAAAACUGGUGCUUCUGGAGCGGCUGCUUAGGCCGGCCUGAGAGGGUGGGAGUUCACCAGGAGCAUCGCAGUGUGGUCACCCUUCUAACUCAGUGAAGACAGUUCAGGAAAGCAAAGCAAAGGACCAAGGACUCCCAGCAUGCCUCUGGUGUCGGUCUGCAGCAGGCUGGGCCCUGCCAUAGCCACACCUGGGGCAUAGGGUGGAGAGACUGUGGAGCCCGGGACACACCACCAAGUGUGACAGUGGCCUGCUCAGACCUGUCUGCCAUGGUUAGGUGGCCCACAGGAUCGUUUAUAUUCAACCUGGGAACCAGUCAUAACCAAGAGGGGACAGCGAGCCAGGCAAGAACACCCUGCCACCCCAGCUCUGCAGGGACCCUUUGUGUAUUUCCUGCCCUGAACCACACUUGGUGCCCAUGGCCUCAGGAGACCACAAUACAAACCCAGAGCUUCAGGACAGGGAGCUCCACCACCACCCAUUAUUGCAGCUGUUCAUUCUUAGGACCUAAACAUGUUUAUAAAAGAACAGAAAUAAAAAUUAUGUUUUCUUA